UGAGAAGAUUUCUUGUAAUUUCCUCAUUCGAGCAUCAAAUAUCCAAUUGAAGUAGGAGUUAGAUUAAACGACAAUAACAGUUGACAAAGAUUUAACAAUCGCUGCUGUACUUGACGAGAGUGGAACAAAACUUUUAACACCAACGGAUUUGGAACGAAACUUUAAACACAGACGGAAGUGGAACAAAAUUUUAACAUCGUAGGAUUUGAAACAAAACUUUAAACACCGACGGAAGUGGAACAAAACUUUUAAAACUGACUGAAGUGCAAUAAAACUUUUUAACACCGAUUGAAGUGGAACAAAACUUUUAACACCAGUCACAAGAAAACAUAAAUUAUUGCAACUUGGAAAGUGAAAAAGAAAGAAAAAACUAAGUGUUCACAUUUUAACUUAAAUGGAGUGAAUUUAUAAUCGGAAUUUAAAACAAAUGCUCAAUAUGAACUUGUCCACUAUCAUACCAGAGGAAUUUGGUCAUACGACAGUGAGUUCGGACAAUGGAACAAAUGGCACUGGACAUGCUGACCAUAACGGUGGUCAUCCAUUGAUGGAAGAACAGUUAGCAUUCUUGAUAUUUUUGCUAGUGGUAACAACUAUUGGUAACUCAAUAGUUCUUGUAGCAGUGUCUUUAGCUAAAAAUAGAUCCAGAAUGACCUUCUUCAUCAUGCAUUUAGCUAUUGCAGAUUUGUUGGUCGGAUUAGUGAGUUUAAUGCCCGAUUUAAUAUGGCGACUGGCUGGACAGUUUUAUGGAGGCGAAGUACUUUGCAAAAUUGUUAAAUUUUCACAGUGCCUUGUCACAUACGGGUCAACCUUCGUCCUUGUAGCGUUAAGUAUUGAUAGAUUAGAUGCCAUAGCUAGACCAUUAGGAUUUUCCACAAGUAAAGCUAGAAAUAGGGUUCUUGUAACCACAGCUUGGCUAAUUGCAGCAGUGUUCUCAAUUCCUGCCGCUGUUUUAUUUAAGACAGACCAAUGCAUGAUAAAUUUACCAACAAUUGAUGAUUGGAAGAUUUAUGUGACCAUUAUUGCCUUUGCCGUGUUCAUUAUUCCAGCAAUUAUUAUAGCUUUUUGUUAUGGUAUUAUGGUAUAUAUUAUAGUCAGCAAGAAUUCUGCAUUGAUGGCGACAAUGAAAAAGAAGCAUGAAAGGAAACCGCUCUAUUAUAGACCAGAAUUAAAAAAUCAACGAAAGAAAGUUUCAAGUGUUCAGCAUGAUUCUAGAGCCAGUUCCAGAGGAAUAAUUCCACAAGCUAAAAUCCGAACAAUAAAAAUGACUUUUGUUAUUAUUUUAGUAUUUAUUAUGUGCUGGAGUCCGUACUUUUUGUGGAAUUUACUCCAAGUGUAUGGACAUAUCAAGUCAAACCACACUAAUAUGCUGAUAACAGUAUUUGUUCAGAGUCUUGCACCACUUAAUAGUGCAAUAAAUCCAGUUAUUUAUGGAGUAUUUAGCACAAGAAUUUGCCGACAACUUAGACGAUUCAAAGCAGUAAAAGUAAUUUGUGAUAUAUUUCCUUUUUGUGCUGACCAAACUAGAAUGCCAUCUGAUCAUUCUACAAUGGUAACGGACAACACGUUUACAUUUCGACGUCAGAUUAUCUCCCCUAGCAGAUCUAUUUAUAACCAAGGGGAAAGUUUUCAAAUGGAAACUUGUGACCUGAUAGCUAGUGUAUUGCCUGACAAAAAACAACCAGCAAUUAUACGAAACUAAACGAAUCAAUUAUUCCAUUUGUGCACAAAAAUGGUCAAACCGUUCACGUUUCUUGCAGAGGUUAUUAAGGAACCGAUUUUCAUUUGAAAAUGUUAGAGAACGUAAUGAAAACGUUCAUGUGAUUAAGACAUUGUAUAGCGGGAAUGAAUAAAGGAAAGACGAUGAACACUUGUUACAUAUUGUCUAAUCAGCAAUUAAAAAAUAAACAAAGAUGUACAUGUACUUGGUGAAAAUAAGAUGUAGGCAAAUCUCAAAACAUGAAAUGGACUGUUUACAAAUCUUAAAUGACUAGCAUUUAACAGGUGAUUUUGGAAUCAUUUUGAGCGCCAACUAACAAUGUAAAAUGUUCUUUAACCAAAAACUAUAUAUAUAUACUAUGUUUAAAAACUAAUUGAUGUUAAAGUUUGUUGUUACACAUGAAAAAGAU
Messenger RNA from Mytilus trossulus (common blue mussel), 2126 nucleotides. RefSeq names its product cardioacceleratory peptide receptor-like. Lineage: Eukaryota; Metazoa; Mollusca; Bivalvia; Mytilida; Mytilidae. Gene Ontology annotation, molecular function: vasopressin receptor activity. The record is from RefSeq and is a predicted model, not a curated record. Bases 428 to 1699 code for a protein of 423 amino acids. The transcript has 9 exons. Gene Ontology annotation, biological process: G protein-coupled receptor signaling pathway. Gene Ontology annotation, cellular component: membrane.